Molecule: messenger RNA, 1298 nt
Organism: Solenopsis invicta (red fire ant)
Lineage: Eukaryota; Metazoa; Arthropoda; Insecta; Hymenoptera; Formicidae
Product: cytochrome P450 2A9
Exons: 3
Coding region: 385-669 (94 amino acids)
Molecular function (GO): monooxygenase activity; heme binding; iron ion binding
Source: RefSeq, a predicted model, not a curated record
ACAACAGAUGAAUAACUAUUCUCGUGCUCUUAAAUUAUCUCAAGAACUGAUGAUCAUAGUCAUAAUCCGUAACGCGUGCACGAAUAAAUAUCUAUUUAUGAACUCUUUGAUUGUGAAAUCUGGAUCAGUUUCACAACCUGCUAUUAAUUUAAUCCACUUAUUUUUUAAUCGUAAUUGAGCAAUAUUAUUUAUCGUUAAGUAGAAUUGAUGAGAAAUAAUUAAUCACGAUUGACACUUAAGUGAUUAAUUAAGUUAAUCGGUAAUUGGGAAACUAGUUCUGAGUGGGGAAGGUGUUAUAAAAUCAUUACCAAGUAAACAAUAUUCGCAUUUCAAUAAUAACUUUACUAUACAGUAAAUUUAGUGCAGUAUUUUGUUAUCGAAAUAAUGUUGUACAUUACUGUUAUACUGACUUUAAUUUGUAUUAUAAUAAUCAAUUUUCUUUGGAAUUAUUUGUUUUCUUCUCGAACAGUGAAACUGCUACCCGGUCCAUCACGACUCCCACUUAUCGGCACAUAUGCUUUUCUACAACCAAAACCCAAAGGCUUGUUGAACUUUAUGAUUCAGCUUUGCGAAAAUUAUUCAUCUCCUUUCCAAAUGUGGAUAAGUCAAAAGUUAAUCGUGACAAUAUAUGAUCCAUAUCAAGUAAAGGAACCAAAUACGCGAACAUAGCACUAAAAACCAUACUGGCAUCGUUAAUAAGAACUUUUAAGUUUGAAGUGAAUCGAAACGUUGAGAUAGAGAAAAUGGAAUUAAUAUCAGAUACGGCAUUAUCUACGUUAGAACCAUUAAGAGUUAAAAUUAAAAAACGAAAUCUAUUAUAAUAAUGUAUAAAAAUGUUAUAUGUAAGAAAACAUUUUGUAUAACAAUAUUAUCGAAACUUUUUGCUUUUCAUUUUAUCACAACUUUUAUAAAGAUAUAAAAUCCUUUACGGAAAAAUAUUAUUGGACUCGCGAAAAACUAUUGGAAAACUAAUGGAAACUAUUGGAAAACCAUUGAAAAACCAAUUUACUUCUAAUAUUAUUUAUCACUAGGUUAAAAGUUUCUUAGCUAAUCCAAUAAAACUUUUUCGUAAAUGAUAUUAUAAUUUAAAAAAUAUUAUGAUUAAGAUAUAAAUAUGCAACAUAUAUUAUUAUAAUUUAUGUAUUGCAUCAACCUAAUAAUAAUAUAAUUUUUCAAAAAUGUAAUGUAAAUCUAUUUAAUACCAUAUUAAGUUUUUCAUUUGUUCUUUUUUCUUACUUGUAAUUAUCAAUUGUAAAAAUCUUCAUACAUUAAAAUUCAGCAAAAUGUGUUUAAAAGAA